This is a messenger RNA of Apus apus (common swift), 1262 nucleotides long. It is a transcript of the gene PSMA4, whose product is annotated as proteasome 20S subunit alpha 4. Gene Ontology annotation, cellular component: nucleus; cytosol; proteasome core complex, alpha-subunit complex. The record is from RefSeq and is a predicted model, not a curated record. Gene Ontology annotation, biological process: ubiquitin-dependent protein catabolic process. NCBI's taxonomy places the organism in Eukaryota, Metazoa, Chordata, Aves, Apodiformes, Apodidae. Bases 227 to 1012 code for a protein of 261 amino acids. The transcript has 9 exons.
CCUGUCUCUCCCCAGCGCGGCCGCGCGGGGGCGCCCCGGGCGGGCACAGGGCGCAGCUCAGCGCGCAGGCGCGGCCGCCAUUUCCGUGCGGCGCGGAGGGCCCGGGGCGGCUGGUGCUUCGUGUCCCCGCGGGGCUGGCUCCGCGUCCCCCGGCGCUGCGCCCGCUCUCCGGCCCGCGGUGAGUGCGGGCCCGCGUCCCUUCUCCCCGCCGCUCGGAGCCGGCGCCAUGUCCCGAAGAUAUGACUCCAGAACUACCAUCUUUUCUCCAGAAGGCCGCCUGUACCAGGUGGAAUAUGCAAUGGAAGCCAUUGGACAUGCAGGCACUUGCUUGGGAAUUCUAGCAAAUGAUGGGGUGUUGCUGGCAGCAGAGAGACGCAACAUCCACAAGCUUCUGGAUGAAGUGUUUUUCUCAGAGAAGAUAUACAAACUUAACGAAGAUAUGGCCUGCAGCGUGGCAGGAAUCACUUCAGAUGCCAACGUGCUAACAAAUGAGCUGAGGCUGAUUGCACAGAGGUAUUUGUUACAGUAUCAGGAGCCCAUUCCUUGUGAACAACUGGUAACAGCACUGUGUGAUAUCAAGCAGGCUUAUACACAGUUUGGAGGAAAACGUCCUUUUGGUGUUUCGUUGCUGUAUAUUGGCUGGGAUAAGCAUUAUGGAUUUCAGCUGUAUCAGAGUGAUCCUAGUGGAAAUUACGGAGGCUGGAAAGCUACGUGUAUUGGGAAUAACAGUGCUGCAGCUGUGUCCAUGCUAAAGCAAGACUACAAAGAAGGAGAAAUGACCUUGAAGACUGCACUUGCCUUAGCCAUUAAGGUUCUCAACAAAACCAUGGAUGUGAGCAAACUCUCUGCAGAGAAAGUUGAAAUUGCAACACUGACCAGAGAGAAUGGCAAGACAGUAAUAAGGGUUCUGAAGCAAAAGGAGGUGGAACAUUUGAUAAAACAACAUGAGGAGGAGGAGGCAAAAGCUGAACGUGAAAAGAAGGAAAAAGAACAAAAAGAAAAGGAUAAAUAGAAUAUUAAAUCAAGUGUUCUGGAGGUAAUAUAGGACCUGCUUCAGUAAAAGAUAAUCUGGAUUUCUUUUGUGUAAAAGCCUGUGAAUACACCAUGGAGGACCUAGAAUUACUUUUGAUGAACCAGGUCCUUAAUCAUCAUUCAGAUAAUUAACUUACUGCUCCUUACAUUGACCAGUAAUUGCUUUAAUUCUUGAACACACUUUCUUUUGUCUUCUAUUUUUUAUUAUGGAAUAAAAUUUAAGAAUAAUA